Molecule: messenger RNA, 2721 nt
Organism: Periconia digitata
Lineage: Eukaryota; Fungi; Ascomycota; Dothideomycetes; Pleosporales; Periconiaceae
Source: the annotation of a GenBank genome assembly
AUGGGCCUCUCCACGCGCACUUUUCCGGCCGGAAACGAAUGGGAGGCCGAAUUCUCUCGCGGCCCCGUCUCUGGUCUUCUGCUUUUCCAUCCCUCCACUGUUAUCUAUCAGCCCAUUUCCGAAUGGUUUGCUAACACUAUGGCGCACGCAACCUCUUCCCCAGCUGUGCAGCCUCCCGCCCCAGCCUGGGUCCAUGUGGCCGGGAGCCCAGCCGUGGCACCGGCAGGAAGCGGCGAAACCUCGCCUCUGAACGACGCUGACCGUGCCGAUGCAGAUGAGACGGCACCUCCAGCAGCGAAGCGGAGAAGGGAAGACAAAGAGAGGACCAGAGUUAGUCGCGCAUGCGAUCGAUGUAAAAAGAAGAAAACACGAUGCUCUGGGCGUUGCCCUUGUGCACUGUGUCUGAAGACGGGACUUCCAUGCGAAUUCACCGCUGCAUACACAAGAGGCAGACUGCCAUCCGUGAUUGUAGACGAGAAUGCAAUUGCAGCAACCCCAAGCACACGCCCACGCGUUUCUAUGCCAGCAACUAUUCCGGUAUCAGUACAGGAACAAACACCACCCAUUCCGCCAUCACCAUCAUUUCAGUUGCCAAAACCCAUUGUACUGCCGCCCAUGAAUCUUCCUAGCCCGGGCGAUAUCUUCUCGAGAGACCGCCUCACUGUUCCAAACAUUGAAGAUCUGGACCGGUCGCGUGAUCCUCCUUCUCGCACCUCCCCUGAACCUCCUCAGACUGACCUUCAAGGACACUAUGUCGGCCCGGCUUCAGGAGUGUCCUUUCUUCUUCGUAUUCAAAAGCGCCUGCAUCAGAACAGCUCGCACUCUCAUGACUCUUCCAUCUUCACUUUUGGCGAUGCUCCGCUUCCUGAGUUUGACCCUACUUUCUUCGUCUUACCCCCGAAGGAUGAUGCGCGAAAAUUAGUUGCGCGAUACUUUGAUUUCGCAGCGCCUACUCAUCGCUUUCUUCAUCGGCCCAGUAUCGAAAAGCUGCUAGAUGAGUUCUACGAGACGCAGGGUAAUAUGAGAAGUAAAGAGGAUGCCCCAUCCAAAACAGCAUUGCUGUUAGUAGUCAUGGCGCAAGCCAAAGCCUACAGUGCCAACGAUACCUUGCCCAACGAUCAUAGUGCGCGUUAUUACGCAGCAUCCGAACAUCAGCUCUCAAAAGAGCGGGGGGCUGUCCGACUUGCCAGUGUUCAGGCAAGAUUAGGCCAAUGUUUCUAUCUUUUGAGUCAAUCCCGAGUGAACCACUGUUGGAGUCUCUUCGGCACCAUGGCCCAUCUGGCAUUCGCGAUCGGUCUCAAUCGCGGCAGAAGAAGUGAGCCCUCAGGGACCGUCGAUUACAUUGAGGUGGAAAGCCGAAGACGUUGUUUCUGGAUCGCCUAUGUGCUCGAUAAAUACCUGGCAGCCGCUCUGGGAAGACCACGAACUUUCAAAGACGAAGACAUUGAUCAGGAAUUCCCCACUAUUGUCCACGACAACGAUCUCCUGUGUAAUUCUAUCACCCCGGCGCCAUUAAACGGGUACGAAAUUCCUUUGUCCAUGGCCCCUAUAGAACAUGUAAAAAUAUCUCGCAUAAUAGCCCAAGUUCUCAAAGACCUCUACGCUAUCAACCCGCCACCAACCCCUUCUCAACGCCUCGCCCUAUCCGCAAAACACAUGUCCUCGCUGCGAGACUGGCGAGCCAACCUAACCCGCUUCCUUGAUACCUCCGAAACCCCAUCAUCAGUUCUAAUCCCCAUCUACCAACGUCAACGCAAUGUCCUCAACCUGGCCUACUUCCAUGCCGUCAUCCUCAUCAACCGCCCCUUCCUCCUCUCCAACUUCGCAAACCUCACCCGCAAAGAAGGUCCGAUCUGCGGCCCAAGCGCAGACACCAAAGAAAACGUCCAAGCCUGUCUCGACGCCGCAAUGGGCAUCGUCCACGUCAUCGACGAUUACAGUGCUAGCGGCAUGCAGCUCGUCCGCGCCUUCUGGUUCACGCAAUACUACGCUUUCUGCGCCGUCGUUGUCCUCUACGUCUACCGCAUCCAGCAGGGCAUCGUGGACCCCGGGAAAUGCCAGGGCUAUUUCACAGCCGGCCAACGCACCCAAGGCGUUCUGGAAAACAUCUCCGAAAGCGACUGUCUCUCCAAACGCUACUGUCUCGUCCUCGAGGAACUCAGACUCGAAGCAGCUAGACAUCGCGCCUCUACAUCUUCCAUCCCCUCCUCCAUCAACAACGGCAUCAACGCAGCUACAGCCCCCGACCCAUCGUCUUCCUCUUCCCUCGACCCCAUCUCCGCCCUCUCCCCAGCGAUCCCCCCGAUCCUGCCUCCCCCCCAUAACUCGAACCUCGGGAUCCCCGCUCCUGCAGCAUCCCCUUCCAACGGUCCAGCCCCUCAACGCGACGUCCCCAGCCCUGGCUUAUUCUACAGCACCACCUCGGCCGGCGCUGGUCUGCCGACCCCGGAAAGCGCCCUCUUCGGCACCGACUUCAUGAGCCCGGAUAGCAUCAUGGCGGAUCUGACGGGGUGGGGCCAGUUCGAUAGUCUGGUCACCGCGGGCAUCGGCAUGAUGGAUGGCGUUGGGGGGUUUCCCGGUAGCGUCGGCGGAGGGGGAGGCAGUGCAGAUACGGGCAUGGGAUUUGGGUUUGGCUGAAUCAUGUCCUGUAAAAAGUUUUUGUCUAAGCUUUUUUUUAAUGGAAGUUACAGUGUUUCCUACACAAAGUUCUUUUUUUUUUGU